CGUAAAAAAACUAUCAAAAUGCAGCUACGUGAUUCGACUAACCCUUCGGUUUCUACUCUGAGUUCUCGAGCAUUCGCAUUUUUGUAUUACGGUGUAUUCAAAGUAUUAGGACUGUCAACAUGGUGGUGCGACUUGGACAAACUGAUAGAGUUGGAACUGGAAGUAAACUUCUAUAAUCUGGAAUACGAGAUAACAUUCAACCAAAUGUACUACAAUGUUAUCUUAGGUGUUUACAUGACUUACCUUAACUACAAUUACUUCGUCUACGAAAGGGGGUACUUCCCCAAAAACAUUGGACUGAUGUCGGACGGCGCGGUUAAAUACUGCCAGGGUAUAUCCCUCGAGUCAUACUGGAUUGUGCUGAUGAUCUACAUGUUCAAGCAGCAUGUCCACGUAAAUAUCCUCAACAGAAUGACAGGCAUUGACGCCAAAUUGCUUGAAGUCUCGGGUCGCAAAGUCAAAAACGGCUUCAUGAUUUAUUUUAUGUUUCUCUUCCACUUUUCCAUGACCAUUGCGUUGAUAGUGCUGAAAGCGAUUGAUUUGUACGAUAAGCCAUACGAGCAAUGGUUCGUUACUGUUAUGCCGAGUAUUUUCUACAGUUGGAUGGUAUUGCACUACAUUCUAUCGCUUGAUUUCCUUCUCAGCCGAAUUCGAAUGAUCAAUAGGAUAGCAAAAAAUGCCAAUUACGGUGACAAGUUGAGCUUCGGAACGGUCAUCAAACUAUCAGACCAGAAAAAAACAAUCAAUGAUGAAAUUGAGAGUGUUACUGAAGUGUUUGAUGAGUUAGCUGAUAUGGUAGCUGGCUUAGCUAAGUUUUAUGAGCUACCACUGUUUAUUGCGGCUUUGAAUGCUUUGGGAAUUGCUACCUUCAUUAUCUAUUACAUUCAUUCGUGGCAUCAGGGAGACACAACUAUUAAAUCAUCAGAGCUCAUCAUUUAUCAACUAUGCCUCUCGACGAUAAUCAUCGAGGUUCUUUUAUUGACAUUUUACUAUCUUACUGUCCAGAAAAAGGUAACUCAUUUUUUAAUAUAA
This is a messenger RNA of Cotesia congregata, 1032 nucleotides long. NCBI's taxonomy places the organism in Eukaryota, Metazoa, Arthropoda, Insecta, Hymenoptera, Braconidae. The record is from the annotation of a GenBank genome assembly.